Molecule: messenger RNA, 433 nt
Organism: Racocetra fulgida
Lineage: Eukaryota; Fungi; Glomeromycota; Glomeromycetes; Diversisporales; Gigasporaceae
Source: the annotation of a GenBank genome assembly
UGGCAAUAUUCUUAUUGAUCGCUAUAGUACAUAUUCUGAUUUAAGACCAACAAUUGCAGAUUUAGGAAUAAGCAAGCCAAUAAAUGAAUUGUCAGAUAAGAAUGCAAUCUAUGGUAUUAUUCCAUAUGUUGCACCAGAGGUGUUAAUAGGAGAAAAGUUUAUACAAGCUUCAGAUAUUUAUAGCUGGAAUAAACUAAAAAAAUUGAGAGAGGAAGAGAGAAGUGGUGGUCUGGCAAAUGCGUUGGAUGAACUUAUUAAAAAAGCAAAUAAAGGAGAAAUAAAAUUUCCAGAAAAUAUAGAUACGAGUAUUUUGCUGAGUAAAAUAAAUGAUCAAGCAAUUUAUUCUAGUCAACCAUUAACUCAAUUUAUUAGUAAAGCAUUGACUUUACAAAGCGAUUCUAAAGCGAUUUAUUUUAAUAUAAACAAACGGUAA